AUGGCGUUGGUUCACAAUGUUGAAGAAACAUUGAAAGACAGCGUUACAGUGAACGAAGAAACUAAUGGUGGUGAGAAUAAUGAAGAGAAUAAUGGACAAGACGAAGAAAAUAGUUUGAAAGAAGACAGUGUUAGCCACGAAAGCAAGAAAAUUCAAGGAUUAUGUAAUAACAAGAAAUCUGCAAAAAUUCGACUGGCAAAUGCAAAAAAGAAGUUAUCCGAGCUUUUUGAAAAUAAGUCUGGGGAUUGUUUACAAAGUAAAAGUGCUUUGCAUAGAGCAGUAAACAAGGUAAAGACAGAAAUGAACAUAAUUGAGAAAAUUAUAAUUACAAUAAAAGAAAUUUAUUGUGUUAGUGCUGAGGGUAAUGAGACAUUUAUUGAAGCAUUGGACAGGGAGCUUGAGGAAAUUCAAAUGAUGCUGUAGAGAAUCAUUAACAACAAUGCUUAGCCAUCGGUGAACUAGAAUCUGUAGGGUUUUCAGAAGGAUUUUCCAAGGGUAAAUCACAAGGGUAAAAGCACCUACAUUUAGUCAAAAGGGACUUAGUUCUGAAACAUCCCAGGUGAGAGGAUAUAAAACUAGUAAUUCAGAUAGCGUCUCGAUGAUUCUACCAGCAGUUAUUAGCAAUGGAAAUAGAACAAUACAGGUGAAUGUCAUGUUAGACACAUGUUCGACGAGUUCGUAUGUCUCGGAAGAGGCAGCCGCAGAGCUUGAAUUGCAAGGACAGCCACUCAAUUUGACCAUUUCAGGAACCGGUGGAGCUGAAAUCAAGCAACGUUCACGUUGUGUUGAACUGUUGGUGAGUAGCAUUGAUGGAUCAUUUUCAUCUUCUCUGCAAGCACAUGUUCUAAACAAUAUAGCUGGUGACACACCAUCAAUCCAAUGGUCCAAGAUCAAGGAGAAAUGGUCUCAUCUAAUUGAUGUUCCAUUUGAGCAAGUGUCGAAACGUCGUCAAAUUGAUGUGAUGAUAGGAAGCAAUCAUCCGUUGUUCCAUUUAGUACUGAAGGAUGUGAGUUGAAGCCAACCAACUGACCCAAUCGCUCGGUUGACAAAUUUGGGCUGGUUUGCUUUGGGCCGACCUUGGUGGAAGACCAUCAGAGAGAGUCUCGGGUGCAUUUUACACGGACGUAUCGAUCAUGCCAUAAUCAAGAUAACCAGCAGGAACCACCAAUUGAUGUCCUUCACCAAUUCUGGGAGUUAGAAUCGAUUGGCAUCAAAGAUCAAACAGACCAUCCUAUGACUGCUGAAGACAGAGCUUGCGACUACACAAGUUUCGAGAACACUUAAAUUCAAGGACGGAAGAUACAAACUUGGAAUGCCCUGGAAGGACGGUGAACCAAAGUUAGACUACAAUUUCGAAGCCGCUAUGUGUCGUCUGGAGAGUCAAGAAAAGUAAUUGAAAAGAAAGGGUCCAGAGAUAAUGAAGGCUUACUGUCAGAUUUUCGAGGACUAUAAGAAGAAGGGUUAUAUAAAGCAAGUACCUAAGUCGGCGGCAUUGGAUCAGUGGUUCUUGCCCCAUUUUCCCGUAAUCAGAUUGGAUAAAUCGACGACCAAAAUUUGUGUCAUAUAAAUUUGUGUCAUAUAAAUUCGUGAAAUAUAAUGGGAAGAGUUUGAACGACGUUAUACGGUCGCGGCCUAAGCUUCAGCGAGAAAUAGUAGACGUACUUACACAUUUCCGCAGAGCACCUGUGGCACUUAGCGGUGAUAUAUCUGAGAUGUUCCUACAAGUCUGGAUUCGUGAGGAACAUAAAAAGUACCACAGGUUCCCUUGGCGUGAAUUUGACCCUACUCGAGAGCCGACCGUCUACGAGUUUCAGAGAUUAGUGUUUGGUAACACAGCCUCCCCAUUUUGUUCACAAUACGUCAUUCCACGCUUGGCAUUUUUUCUUCAGAAACGUCCAGUUCGUUUUUGCUGUACAAGAAAUUCUUCAAUUUUUAUUCUUCUACAAUAUUUGACCUUUACAUAGAAUAUAUCAUUUCUAACAAUCUGAUGUUUUUUGUUUUUGAAAUUGUUACAUUUUUGGCGGGAAAAUAACGUGACGAAAUUGGCGCCAAAAAUUUAUAUAACAGAUAUGGGUUUUCUUCUGAAUAAAUCUGAAAGAGCAUACUGUAAGAACCUCAAAUGUGAAGUCUGUUUUGUAAUGGCCCAAUUCAUGGCGAAGAUAUAGCUAGUUGAAUUUCGAAAAUUCGCCAUUUUGUUACUAAAAAUAGAACAAAAUGGUGGAUUUCUUGUAUUUUGAACUGAUAUAACUUCGUAAUGAAUAAUCAUAAUCUACAACGCACUUCAGAUUUGAGGUUCUUACAGUAUACUCUUUCAGGUUAUACCGAAAAUCAGCUGUAUCUGUUAUAUAAAUUUUUGGCGCCAAAUUUGUCACAUUAUUUUCCCGCCAAAAAUGUAACAAUUUCAAAAACAAAAAACAUCAGAUUGUUAGAAAUGAUAUGUUGUAUGCAGAUGCAAAAUAUCGUAGAAGAGGAACCAAAAUUGAAGAAUUUCUUGUACAGCAAAUACGAACUGGACGUUUCUGAAGAAAAAAUGCCAAGCGUGAAAUUCAAACCCAUUGUCAACAACAUGCAGCAGAAUUUCCAGAAGCGGCAGACUCAGUGGCCAAUUCGAUGUAUGUAGAUGAUCUUCUAGAUUCCAGUGAGACAGUUGAGAGCACCCAGAACCUACGAUAUCAGCUUACUUCUCUUUUAGCAUCAGCGGGAUUCAACCUGAGAAAAUGGGCAUCAAAUGAGACCGCAGUUAUCGAGAGUAUAGUACCAAGUGACCGACUUUCAACAUUGGAUUUCGGCAAAGAGGAGACGUUGAAGAUUAAAACUUUAGGUGUUAUGUGGAAAGCCAAAGAAGACGUUUGUUUUUACUUUUCAAGUCAAAUUACCGGAAUCCAGUAA
This is a messenger RNA of Paramuricea clavata, 2889 nucleotides long. NCBI's taxonomy places the organism in Eukaryota, Metazoa, Cnidaria, Anthozoa, Malacalcyonacea, Plexauridae. The record is from the annotation of a GenBank genome assembly.